GUGAUUAUAACGGCUUUAGUUUAGAUAAAAUGGUAGCAGUAGCAGUCCAGUAUUUUGUUUCUGUCGAAGUCGAAUCCACGUGCUGUUUUAAUAACCUAAAUCUUAAUUUAUUCUAUAAUUUAUUUUAUUAAUUUAUUCAAUUAGAAAGUUUACAUCAGUUUCAAAUAAUAUGAUUGAUACCAUUGAAGUAGCAUCGGAUCAUCCUGUUCUCCAGAAAAGUAAUAAUUUUUUAUCAAGUAGGAAAAACAGCAACGUUUUAAUUGAUAUACUUGGACAUUUUGAUAACAUAGAAACUGUAGAAGAGCCACACAUUUUGGCACUCGAAAAUAUUUUUAUAGAUGUAAUUAGUAAAGAUAUUUUGAGUUUCAAUAAAUUGAAUGAAGAUGACCCCGAAUAUAAAUAUAGGAAAUGGCUAAAUGACUGCUACAGUAAGGCUCUAGCCAAGAUCAGUACGGUGCUCUCAUGUUCACCCAGUCAGUGUAUCCAGGUGCAGGCACUAGACACACUUCUUAAGCUGCUCGUAAUCGAAGGCAAAUUGAAUGUCGAUGAUGGACAUCCAGCAAAUAAACAAGACGCUGUUGCAUUUCCUGAGCAAACCUUGAAUGAUAUUGUAAAAAGUUUAGUUACUAGCAACACACCAAUCGGACAUUUGACUGGCAAAUUGAAUGACUACAUGGCAUUCAAAGAGUUCCAUGCCAACCUGUGGAAAGCGUUGGCUAAUUUUGCGAAAUUGAAAUGCAAUCCUUCUGUGCAGAUUGUGGAAAAUGUUCUAAUUCUCAUAGACUCGUUCCCAAAAGAUAAAGCAUUGCUAACUAAAACUGACAAUCGAAAUAAAGGAAAACCCUCAAAUGAAGAUAGAGCUCUGUCGAUGGCUGUAAAAAGAGUAUGGACUUGGUGUACACAACAUCAUAAACCGAAAAUGCUGAAACUACUUCUAAUUACAGUAUUGGAACAUUUUAUUCACAUCCUCCAUGAGCCUCUCACUCUGAGUGACUUUCUAGUUGACUCGCUCAAUACAGGAGGAGCUACUAGUCUUUUAGCAUUACAAGGAAUUUUUGUAUUGGUACAAAAGCAUAACAUGGAUUAUCCAAACAUAUAUGCUAAGCUGUACUCUAUGACAACAGCAACUAUAUUCACAACCAAGUACAAAGCCAGAUUCUUCUAUCUUCUUGAUUUAUUCCUCACUUCAACGCAUCUUCCUGAACUUUUAGUUGCUGCCUUUGUGAAAAGACUCAGUCGGUUAGCAUUGGCUGCUCCACCCCAGGAUGUUCUUAUACUUCUACCUUUUAUUGGAAAUCUUCUCAUAAGACAUCCUGGAUUAAAGAAGCUUAUGAAUCGUCCAACUGGAGGUUCAGUUGACAUUGACCCAUACAAUAUGGAAGAAAAAGAUGCAACAAAAAGUGGAGCAAUUGACAGCUCGCUCUGGGAAGUGAAAUCGCUGCAGCAUCAUGUGCUGCCAAGCAUUGCAUCUGCGGCCAACUUCAUCAACAAUCCCCUGCCAUCAGUCGAAUGGGAUCUGUCUACUAGACUUGAUUGUACAGCCAAUGAGUUGUUCAACAGAGAAAAAAAGAAGAAGAUGAAGACAGUUGCUGUAACUUUUGAACGUCCAAAGUCACUCAAUGUUCCCAGAUGUAUUGAACUCUCUGAUUUCUGGGAAUUAUAAUCUCCAUAGACAUUGAAAUAUUCUAUAUAAUAUUCUUUCAUCUCUAACUUACUUGAAAUAAACUUUUUUAUUAUUUUAUUGAUAGUUUUAA
Molecule: messenger RNA, 1754 nt
Organism: Nilaparvata lugens (brown planthopper)
Lineage: Eukaryota; Metazoa; Arthropoda; Insecta; Hemiptera; Delphacidae
Product: nucleolar complex protein 4 homolog B
Exons: 10
Coding region: 170-1663 (497 amino acids)
Biological process (GO): ribosome biogenesis
Cellular component (GO): Noc4p-Nop14p complex; nucleolus; small-subunit processome
Source: RefSeq, a predicted model, not a curated record